AUGGGCAACAUUUGUCUGAGGUUCUGGGCGAACUUGGGGCCCUGCCUCCCGUGCUUGUUCCAGGAGGCCGACAAGCCGGCGGUGGUGAUUGAGAACCCAGUAGCCUGCUGCUCCCCCGAUCCUCCCCAGUCGCAGAGUCAGGAGCCCAGGAGAAGCCACGGCCACUACUUCGUGGCUCUGUUUGAUUACCAGGCGCGGACCGCAGAGGACCUGAGCUUCCGCGCGGGCGACAAGCUCCAAGUCCUGGACACUUCCCUCGAGGGCUGGUGGUUGGCCAGGCACUUGGAGAGAAGGGAAGAUGCCUCUGGCCAACCGCUACAGGGCUAUAUUCCUUCAAACUAUGUGGCUGAGGACAGGAGCCUGCAGGCAGAGCCGUGGUUCUUUGGAGCAAUCAAGAGAACAGAUGCAGAAAAACAACUAUUAUAUUCAGAAAAUCAGACUGGUGCCUUUCUAAUCAGAGAAAGUGAAAGCCAGAAAGGAGAUUUCGCCCUUUCAGUUUUAGAUGCAAGGGUUGUGAAACACUACAGAAUCAGAAGACUGGAUGAAGGGGGUUUUUUCCUUACCCAGAGAAGAACCUUUUCAACACUGAAUGAAUUUGUGAGCUACUACACCAAGACAAGUGAUGGCCUGUGUGUCCUGCUGGGAAAACCAUGUUUAAAGAUACAAGUGCCAGUGCCUUUUGAUUUGUCGUAUAAAACCGUGGACCAGUGGGAGAUAGACCGCGAGUCCAUACAGCUUCUGAAGCGAUUAGGAUCUGGUCAAUUUGGUGAAGUGUGGGAAGGCCUAUGGAACAAUACCACUUCAGUAGCAGUAAAAACAUUAAAACCAGGUUCAAUGGAUCCAAAUGACUUCCUGAGGGAGGCACAGAUAAUGAAGAACCUGAGACAUCCAAAGCUUAUCCAGCUUUAUGCUGUUUGCACUUUAGAAGAUCCAAUUUAUAUUAUUACAGAGUUGAUGAGACAUGGAAGUCUGCAAGAAUAUCUCCAAAAUGAUGCUGGGACAAAAAUCCAUCUGACUCAGCAGGUAGACAUGGCUGCGCAGGUUGCCUCUGGGAUGGCUUAUCUGGAGUCCCAGAACUACAUUCAUAGAGAUCUGGCUGCCAGAAAUGUCCUGGUUGGUGAACAUAAUAUCUACAAAGUUGCAGAUUUUGGACUUGCAAGAGUUUUUCAGGUAGAUAAUGAAGACAUCUAUGAAUCCAAACAUGACAUAAAGCUGCCAGUGAAGUGGACUGCGCCCGAAGCCAUUCGUGCUAAUAAAUUCAGCAUUAAGUCCGAUGUGUGGUCAUUUGGAAUCCUUCUUUAUGAAAUCAUUACUUAUGGCAAAAUGCCUUAUAGUGGCAUGACAGGUGCUCAGGUAAUCCAGAUGUUGGGUCAAAACUAUAGACUCCCUCAACCACUUAACUGUCCACCACAGUUCUACAACAUCAUGUGGGAGUGUUGGAACGCAGAGCCUAAGGAACGGCCAACAUUUGAGAAACUGCAUUGGAAACUUGAAGACUAUUUUGAAACAGACUAUUCAUUUUCAGAUACAAAUAACUUUGUAAGAUGAACACUGAAGAAGAACAUUAAAUAAUCAAGUAACAAAAGAGUUCAAUAAUCAGUCCAGAAAUACAACCUUAUUAAUCAACUGCCAGAAGAGCUUACCUUGACAUAUUCAAGUGAUAGGGUCAACUUACCCGUGUAUUAUGAAGAAGAUUAUAAGUGCAUUAUAUGUGACUGGGCAACACUGCACGACAGUCUAAGAUGAUAUUUUAUCACUGCCUGGCAAAAAUCAAACACAUAAACACAGUUAUUUUUCUUUUUAAAAAAUACUUAAACAUUUCUAUUUAUUGUUUGAAAUACCGAUCAAGAGGAUCAACAGAUGAUAGUCAGUUUUUACUCAGUGACUGUUGUAGCAUUUUCCUGUUUACUGAUUAAAGUGGUUAUUCAUUAUUCCUCGGAUUGCUGAAUCCCAUCAGGCUGUUAUUAUGAAGGAAUCUGAUUGCUUUGCUGCACAGCAGGACCUGUGCUUUGAGAUGUUUUUUUUCCUCUUUUAAAAUACCCUGUAACUACAGUGAUGGUAAAGCCAUGUGAAAUGACUUGAUUGUACUUGGAGUAAUUGCACAUAUUUUUUCCUAUGCAUAAAAAAAUGAA
Molecule: messenger RNA, 2132 nt
Organism: Callorhinus ursinus (northern fur seal)
Lineage: Eukaryota; Metazoa; Chordata; Mammalia; Carnivora; Otariidae
Gene: FRK
Product: fyn related Src family tyrosine kinase
Biological process (GO): protein phosphorylation
Molecular function (GO): protein tyrosine kinase activity; ATP binding; protein binding
Source: RefSeq, a predicted model, not a curated record